Molecule: messenger RNA, 3446 nt
Organism: Macadamia integrifolia
Lineage: Eukaryota; Viridiplantae; Streptophyta; Magnoliopsida; Proteales; Proteaceae
Product: receptor-like protein kinase 7
Exons: 2
Coding region: 207-3272 (1021 amino acids)
Biological process (GO): protein phosphorylation
Cellular component (GO): plasma membrane
Molecular function (GO): protein kinase activity; ATP binding; protein binding
Source: RefSeq, a predicted model, not a curated record
CUUCCCUUCCGUCUUCUCCAUCUGCUACAUCUACAGCACGCGACAUUCCUCUCCUCUUCGUUCCAUUUUACGAUUUCCACAGGUGUGAACAUGAAUGCCGACUCCAUUUUUGUCUCAUUUCCUCAAUUAUUAGUCUAUCUUUAAGUAAAGACCGAGAUCAAAGGGGUCUCUCUCUCUCUCUCUCUACUCAUUCUUCACGGCCCGCCAUGUCGGCUGCAGAAUUUCCCCGGCGAAUCACUAGCCGGGUUUCUUUACCAAUUCUGUUUCUUUUCUUCUUCUUCUCUCUUUUCUCUGUUACCCAAUCAGACGAUCUUGGUAUCCUGAUGGAAUUCAAGGAUGCGUUUAAGAAAUCCAACACCCAUGUUUUCGAUUCAUGGACGCCAAAUAAUCAUCAUUGCAAUUUCACCGGAGUUUCCUGCAACUCGGGGGGUUCGGUAAUAAGCAUUGAACUGGGUAACAGCAAUCUGCUCGGCGUUCUUCCUGCUGAUUCUCUCUGCCAGCUUCAAUCCCUGCAGAAACUGAAUCUCGGAUCGAACUUCCUUUACGGAAACAUUGCAGACGGUGUAAGGAAUUGCAGUAACUUGCGGUACUUAGAUCUAGAGUCUAAUUCCUUCUCAGGAGGAGUCCCUGAUUUAUCCAAUCUCAACCAGUUAGAGCUCCUGGUUUUGAAUAACAGUGGGUUCACCGGUCCUUUUCCAUGGAGUUCACUGGCCAACAUGACAAAUCUCGUCGUUUUGAGUCUUGGAGACAAUAUCUUCGACAGAGCUCCAUUCCCCAUGGAGGUUUUGAAGCUGGAGAAGUUGUACUGGCUCUACCUCACAAAUUGCAGCAUCGAAGGAAAGAUUCCCAACGGUAUCGGAAACCUCACACAGCUCAUCGAUCUAGAACUCUCUUUCAAUUAUCUAUCCGGUGAGAUUCCGGCUGAGAUCGUGAAACUUACGAAGCUGAGGCAACUGGAGCUAUGGAAAAACGAACUGACCGGAAAAUUCCCACCUGGAUUCGGAAAUCUCACCAAUCUCAAUUUCUUGGACGCCUCAGUUAAUCAACUUGAAGGUGACCUCUCAGAACUGAGAUCCUUGACGCAACUCGUCUCUAUACAGCUCUACUACAAUCAAUUCUCAGGUGGGGUACCCGAGGAAUUCGGCGAUUUCAAGCAUCUGGUGAACCUCUCUCUCUACAGCAAUCAACUCACAGGCGUUCUCCCUCAGAAACUUGGGUCUUCGGUAGACUUCGAUUACAUCGAUGUCUCAGAGAACUAUUUGACAGGUCCGAUUCCGCCGGAGAUGUGUAAGAACGGCAAGAUGAAGAAAUUGCUCAUGUUGCAGAACAAGUUCACUGGAGAAAUUCCCGCGAACUAUGCGAAUUGUACCUCAUUGGUUCGUUUCCGAGUGAACAACAACUCUCUUUCCGGCAUCGUCCCCGCCGGAUUGUGGGGUUUGCCGAAUAUCUACAACAUAGAUCUCACCAUGAACCAAUUCGAAGGUACUGUGACUUCCGACAUUGCAAACGCCAAAUCCCUUGCUCAGUUAUCCCUCGGAAGCAAUAGAUUUUCCGGGAAUUUACCCUCGGAAAUCACAGAAGCAUCGUCUCUGGGUUCGAUCGACUUGAGCUCUAAUCAAUUUUCCGGCGAGAUACCCUCGAGUAUCGGAGCGCUACGGAAUCUCAAUCGUCUGUAUUUACAGAACAACCAAUUCUCUGGAUCGAUCCCUGUCUCGUUAGGCUCAUGCGAGCCUCUGAACGAGAUAAACUUAGCAGGAAAUUCACUCUCGGGUUCAAUUCCUCCGUCUCUGGGAUCAUUACCGGCUCUCAAUUCGUUGAACCUAUCGGACAACAAGCUAUCGGGACUAAUCCCUUCGAGUUUAUCGUCGGCGAAGCUAAGCCUUUUCGAUUUGUCCAACAACGAUUUAAGCGGUCCGAUUCCGCAGUCACUCUCUAUAGAAGCUUAUAACGGUAGCUUCGCCGGAAACCCCGGCCUCUGUAGCUCGGUUAUCAACAACUUCCGGCAUUGUUCGUCGGAUUCCGGCAAAGUGGCGAUCGGAACGAUCAUAUCUUGCUUGGUAGUGGGAGUAGCCGUAUUGAUUGUCUCAGUUGGUUGUUUUAUUUUCCUAAAGAAGCAGCAGAAAGAGGAUCAAGACCGUACAUUGUCGAUGGAUUCUUGGGAUGUGAAAUCAUUCCAUCUGGUGAGCUUCAACGAACACGAUAUACUGGAUUCCAUCAAACAGGAGAAUCUGAUCGGGAAAGGUGGGUCCGGUAAUGUAUACAGAGUGGUUUUGGAUGACGGCAGAAAACUGGCAGUGAAACACAUAUGGAAUAACACGGAAUCAGGCGAUCGGAGAAGCAGCAGGAGUAGCACGGCGAUGCUGAUGCGGAGGAGUGGAUACGAAAAGGAGUUUGAGGCUGAGGUGGCGACGCUGAGCUCUAUACGGCAUGUGAACGUGGUGAAGCUGUAUUGCAGCAUCACCAGUGAAGAUUCCAGUCUGUUGGUGUACGAGUAUCUGCCGAACGGGAGCUUGUGGGACCGUCUGCACACGUGUCGGAAAGCGGAACUGGACUGGGAGGCACGAUACGAGAUCGCGGUGGGGGCGGCCAAGGGAUUGGAGUACCUGCACCACGGGUGCGAGAGGCCGGUGAUACACCGUGACGUGAAGUCUAGUAACAUAUUACUGGACGAGUUCUUGAAGCCCAGAAUCGCCGAUUUCGGACUCGCUAAGAUCGUUCAGGCGAGUGGCGCCGCCAAGGACUCGUCUUCCACCCCUGUCAUCGCCGGCACUCAUGGUUACAUCGCUCCUGAGUACGCGUACACGUGCAAAGUGAACGAGAAGAGUGAUGUAUACAGCUUUGGGGUGGUUUUAAUGGAGUUGGUGACGGGGAAGAGGCCGCUAGAGCCGGAAUUUGGAGAGAACAAGGACAUAGUAUAUUGGGUAAGUGGAAGGGUGGGUAGCAGAGACAGCUUGAUGGAGAUGGUGGACCCAAGCAUAUCUGAGGAGUACAAGGAAGAUGCUGUGAAGGUGUUGAGGAUUGGGACGCUGUGCACGGCAAGGCUGCCGGCGUUGAGGCCGUCCAUGAGAACGGUGGUUCAGAUGUUGGAGGAUGCUGAGCCUUGCAAGCUCAUCAGCAUUGCCGUCACAAAAGAAAAUGACCAGUAUUGCUCUUCUACUACUAAUACCACAACAACUACCCUUUUCAGUAAAAAUAAUAGUAGUAAGAAAGAGAGGGUAAUAGUGGAUUUGGAUGUGGAAGAUGAGGAGAAGCUAGGAUGUCGGAGCCCCUGAAGUAAAUAAUCAAAUAAAUCGGAAAGGAAAGUAUGGCUUUGCUUUUUGGGUGUAAAGUGUAAACACGUACAUGUAGAUGGCGAUCAUUAUUGUACUAGCUCAUAUGUAAUAGAAUUAAACCACCUUAAGUUGUAAUAAGAGUUGCAUUGAACAAGUGUAAUGUGUAUUUGUCCA